Messenger RNA from Cavia porcellus (domestic guinea pig), 2866 nucleotides. RefSeq names its product solute carrier family 5 member 1 (gene Slc5a1). Gene Ontology annotation, molecular function: D-glucose:sodium symporter activity. Bases 126 to 2111 code for a protein of 661 amino acids. Gene Ontology annotation, biological process: transmembrane transport; sodium ion transport. NCBI's taxonomy places the organism in Eukaryota, Metazoa, Chordata, Mammalia, Rodentia, Caviidae. Gene Ontology annotation, cellular component: plasma membrane. The transcript is spliced from 15 exons. The record is from RefSeq and is a predicted model, not a curated record.
ACUGCCCCGCUGCCCCAGCCUCGCGGGUCCCCUCCCUCGGAGAGGGCUAGGGUUUGAUUAUUAACCCGGAGCCUGCAUAAAGAGUGAGCGGCCUGUGUGGACGGAAAGGACUCCACGCCAUCGCCAUGGACAGUGCUACCUGGGGCCCCGCGGCCACCACCCCUUCCCCACCUGUGCAGUCCUACGAGCGCAUCCGUAAUGCAGGCGACAUCUCGGUCAUCAUCAUUUACUUCCUGGUGGUGAUGGCUGUUGGGCUGUGGGCCAUGUUUUCCACUAAUCGUGGGACUGUUGGAGGCUUCUUCUUGGCAGGUCGAAGUAUGGUAUGGUGGCCGAUUGGAGCCUCUCUCUUCUCCAGUAACAUUGGAAGUGGUCAUUUUGUGGGUCUCGCCGGGACAGGAGCAGCUUCGGGCAUUGCUGUUGGAGGCUUUGAAUUUAACGCCCUGAUUUUUAUGGUCGUGCUGGGCUGGGUGUUUGUCCCUAUUUACAUUAGGGCUGGGGUGGUGACAAUGCCAGAGUAUCUGCGGAAGAGGUUUGGAGGCCAGCGGAUCCAGAUCUACCUUUCUACUCUGUCUCUGUUGCUCUACAUUUUUACCAAGAUUUCGGCGGACAUCUUCUCCGGGGCCAUAUUCAUCAAUCUGGCCCUGGGCCUAGAUAUAUACCUGGCCAUCAUUAUUUUACUGGCAAUCACUGCCCUUUACACAAUCACAGGGGGCCUGGCAGCUGUGAUAUACACGGACACCUUGCAGACUGCGAUCAUGCUGGUGGGGUCUAUUAUCCUGACUGGGUUUGCUUUCCGUGAAGUGGGAGGAUAUGAAGCCUUUAUGGAAAAGUACAUGAAAGCGAUUCCAACCGUCAUUUCUAAUGGAAAUAUCACUGUCAGUGAAAAAUGCUACACCCCGAGGGCUGACUCCUUCCACAUCUUCCGAGAUGCCAUCACGGGAGACGUCCCAUGGCCUGGGCUUAUCUUUGGGAUGAGCAUUCUUGCCCUGUGGUACUGGUGCACAGAUCAGGUCAUUGUGCAGCGCUGCCUCUCAGCCAAGAACAUGUCUCACGUGAAGGCUGGCUGUAUCUUGUGUGGAUAUUUCAAGCUGCUGCCCAUGUUCCUCAUGGUGAUGACGGGAAUGGUUAGCCGUAUUCUGUACACAGAUAAAAUUGCCUGUGUCGUCCCCUCGGAAUGUCAGAAAUACUGUGGCACCUCAGUUGGCUGUACCAACAUUGCCUACCCAACCUUGGUGGUGGAACUCAUGCCAAAUGGGCUACGAGGCCUGAUGCUGUCAGUCAUGAUGGCCUCUCUCAUGAGCUCCCUGACCUCCAUCUUCAACAGUGCCAGCACCCUCUUCACCAUGGAUAUCUACACCAAGAUACGGAAGAAGGCAUCUGAGAAAGAGCUCAUGAUUGCAGGAAGGUUGUUUAUCGUCUUGCUCAUUGCCAUCAGCAUCGUCUGGGUGCCCAUCGUGCAGUCAGCACAAAGUGGGCAGCUCUUUGAUUAUAUCCAGUCCAUCACCAGUUAUUUGGGACCUCCCAUUGCAGCUGUCUUCAUACUUGGAAUUUUCUGCAAGAGAGUCACUGAGCCGGCAGCCUUUUGGGCACUGGUCCUGGGAUUUCUGAUUGGCAUUUCCCGCAUGAUUGCUGAGUUCGCCUAUGGAACUGGAAGCUGCACGGAGCCUAGCAAUUGUCCUACAAUUAUCUGUGGGGUGCACUACCUAUACUUUGCCAUCAUCCUCUUUGUUAUUACUGUCAUCAUCAUCCUGGCCAUCUCCUUCUUCACCAAGCCCAUUCCAGAUGUGCAUCUCUAUCGUCUGUGUUGGAGUCUGCGCAAUAGCAAAGAGGAGCGUAUUGACUUGGAUGCAGAAGAAAAGGACAUCCAAGAAGCCCCAGUGGAGACCAUUGAAAUAGAAGUUCCUGUGGAGAAUAAAGGAUGGUGCAGGCGUAUCUAUGACCUAUUUUGUGGUCUGGAACAGAAGGGCCCCAAGCUGACCAAAGAGGAGGAAGAGGCCUUGAAGGUGAAGAUGACAGACACCUCUGAGAAGCCUUUGUGGAGGACAGUAGUGAACAUCAAUGGCAUCAUUCUGCUGGCCGUGGCUGUCUUUUGCCAUGCAUACUUUGCAUAAGUUAUGGCUUCUGCUGUGGACUUUCCAGACUGGCAUCUUUACCUCCCUUUAGUCCCAUUCUGUGGUACUGAAGGGAAUUUGGUCUGUUGUAAACCUCACCCAGUUGGAUAAAUGGGUACAUGUGUAAUUAUAAGCAAGCUGGAAAAAAUCAUUGUUUUGCUGUUAACUUAUGCAUUUGAAGCCAAUAUAAAACAUUCAUCUGUACAUAAUAAAUCUGCAGAAGGAAAAUUUAGUCAUAUCCAGGAAAAGUCAAACUAAGAGUAGAAGCCCUGUGAUACCUGAUGUAAGUCAGGUACAUGUGCCAACCUUAUUUAUAACCCUUAAAUAUUGUUUUUAGUGUUUUGGUCUCCCUGGUUCCUUCCUUUCUGACCUUCUGAUCAUUAAAAAAAAUCCCUUUCCUGCCAUCAUAUCCCCCUCAGAUUUUUCUCAGUGUAAGAAAAAUUAAUCUAAUAGACUGAUGAAUGCAUGAAAGCUGAGAAUGGGAGCUUGAUGGGGUCCCUUCCCUGCGCAUUUGUCUUUUGAGGUGGGGGUCUCAGAAAUGUAAAACCUACCCAAAAUGGAGGAAUCCGGCCUCAGUCUCAGAUUAGUGGAGGAGCAGAUAAUGUUGUGUCCAGGGAAUUUUCUGUUCUUAUAAAUGUCCAUUGUGUGUUUCUUGUGUUUGAGAUUCACUCAUUUUGACAUUGACGGUGCCUGGAAUGUCUUAGCCACUCAAUGAUGUUUGUUGACUAAAUAAAUGAUUUGGAUGUUUAUUUAUA